UAUAGUGACACUGCUUAUAUAAACUCUCCGCUCAGAUCUCCAUCCAUCAGUCAAGAUGUCGCCGACGUUCCUCCUGGCAUUGAUGAUGGUUGUCUCUCAGAGUGGGUUGCUGUAUGCCCACGUGGCACUUUUAAACACGAACCCUUGGAUUAGGAAGUUCUCCAUCUGUGUUCCUCGCGAAGAAUAUGCCACCUGUGUUGUUCAGCCAGACCCAACAGCUCCUUACAAGGUUACUGGCACAGUAGACUUCUCUCAAACUGACUACUGCGGUUACUAUGGUGACCUGUUGAUCAGGGUCACUCUAAAGGGUUUCCCACGCUCUGACCCCGUGAAGGAUCAUGGCUUCCAUGUUCAUCAAUACGGUGACCUCUCUGACGGAUGCACAAGUACGGGAGGUCAUUACAAUCCCUUCAACAUGACUCACGGAGCUCCCUCUGAUGAGAAAAGACACGUGGGUGACUUCGGGAACAUGCCUGUUCAAGCUGGUCAAGUAAAUCAGUUCCGUCGUGACUGGAUGGCGACCAUUUUUGGCCGGUACUCCAUAAUUGGCAGAGCAAUAGUGGUUCACGCAGGAACUGAUGACCUCGGUAGAGGUGGGGACCCUUCCAGCAAAGAAAACGGAAAUGCUGGAUCCAGAGUGGCCUGCUGUGUCAUUGGGCGUGGAGUAAAAUGAAGUGCCGCAGACAACCAAUAACUGGUGUAUUCCGAAUAAACUGUCGAUAUCUCUUGAAUACUGAAUACCAACACUGUACCGGAACAAUAUAUACAUGGUGCUAUCUGAAUGGUUGAAGAUAGCACCAUAAAGAUAUCUCGUAGUCGUUUUACACUAUACGUAUGCAUUAUGUUUUUCAUAUAAUUCUUUCUCUCAGUCCCACUUUUGAACAAAUAAUAUGAAGGUUGUUUUUCCUCUACAUACUCAACAUAAUCACUUCCAUAUGCAGUGGUCCCGGGUGGUUAAAAUGAACCAUGACGUCACAGAUGUAUCACCAGUUGCGUCUAUACUGUUGCAUUGAUCAGAGCAAAACAAUAUCACGGGACACUUACCUUAGUCUGUAUGUACAGUAUAAUAUAACAGCUUAAUAUGUAUAUAAAACAAAUCUGUAUGUCAAUAAAAUGAUAUAUCAUA
Molecule: messenger RNA, 1126 nt
Organism: Haliotis rubra (blacklip abalone)
Lineage: Eukaryota; Metazoa; Mollusca; Gastropoda; Lepetellida; Haliotidae
Product: superoxide dismutase [Cu-Zn]-like
Exons: 5
Coding region: 56-673 (205 amino acids)
Biological process (GO): removal of superoxide radicals
Molecular function (GO): copper ion binding; superoxide dismutase activity
Source: RefSeq, a predicted model, not a curated record